Molecule: messenger RNA, 2499 nt
Organism: Scedosporium apiospermum
Lineage: Eukaryota; Fungi; Ascomycota; Sordariomycetes; Microascales; Microascaceae
Product: Ap-3 adaptor complex subunit beta
Exons: 3
Coding region: 1-2499 (832 amino acids)
Biological process (GO): vesicle-mediated transport; intracellular protein transport
Cellular component (GO): membrane coat; AP-3 adaptor complex
Source: RefSeq, a predicted model, not a curated record
AUGCACAAUAUCCAGACCACAAGACGUCACGCCCAGCCAAGGCCACCAGCAUCCAGCAUCUGGCACCAUCCCCAACCAAAAUCUGCAGUGCCUCGGCCGCCCUACGUGACGCGCAAGAUGGAGUCACUGUCGAGGAUAUCAACGCUUCUCGAGAGUGCUCGAGAGCUAACUCUCGAUGCCGCCCAGGCAACACGAAGCUCCCGAAGCACGCGACCGCUCGACCGCAGCCAAAUAAAGAAGCUCCUCGACAGUCGAAAUGAGCGCGAUGUCCUCGAUGGCCUACGUCGGGUCCUCGCUAUGAUGUACCGAUCGCAAAAGACCCUCCCUUUCUUCUCCUCCGUUGUAAAGAACGUCGCAUCUCCCAACAUUGAGAUAAAGAAGCUUGUCUACAUCUACCUGAUACACCAUGCCGAGCAGGAACCCGACCUCGCCCUCCUGUCCAUCAACACCAUUCAAAAGUCCCUCUCCGACAAGGAUGCUCAAGUACGAGCUCUCGCCCUCAAGACGAUGUCGGGUAUCCGAGUUCCCGUGAUUAGCCAGAUUGUAUCACUAGCCAUCAAGAAGGGCGUUGCGGACAUGAGCCCCUACGUUCGACGAGCCGCUGCCCUAGCGAUACCAAAAUGCUACCGCCUCGAUCCUGGCCAGGAGCCGCAGCUGGUCGACUACCUCUCGACAUUGCUUGGGGACAAACAAUACUACGUUGCUGGAGCAGCCGCUAUAUCGUUCAUGGAGACCUGUCCCGAUCGCAUCGACCUCAUUCAUAAGAAUUACAGAAGUCUCGUUAAGAAAAUUGUGGACAUGGAUGAAUGGGGUCAACUCGCGACACUUCGGAUGAUGACUUAUUAUGCCAGGAGAUGCUUCCCGAGAAGGACGAGGCGAGUGGAACAAAACGAAAAGACGAGCCAGGAUACCGACCUACAGACAUUUUAUGACGGCCCCGGCGCCGAAAGCAACGGCACCGAGGUUGUCCUCGACCCGGACCUUCAACUACUACUAAACGCUAUUAAACCCCUAUUGCAGAGCAGGAAUUCGGCGGUUACCACUGCAGUAGCUAGGUGUUAUGCAGAACUCGGCACCAGAGAGUAUGUUAGGCUCGCUAUAGGGCCUCUUGUAGCUCUCCUCCGCGGCGCUUCGGAUAUACAACAGGUGGCUCUGUUCAACAUCGUAUCGGUUUGCCUCCAAUGGCCUGCAGACUUUGUCAAGUAUGCCAAUCACUUCCUCGUGCGCGGUACGGAUAGCGCCGCUGUAUGGGAGCUGAAGCUCGAGAUCCUCACCCUCAUCUUCCCCCAUAGCAACUCGCAUAUCAAGAGUUUAAUCCUCCACGAACUUGAGCACUUCUCCCGCGGCUCUGCAAACCCUGCGCUCGUUAGGGAAUCCGUGCGCGCCAUCGGACGUUGCGCCCAGGCCGAUAGCUCAAUGGCACCCCGCUGUCUCCGCCUUUUGCUGGGGCAGAUUGCUAGCCUCGAUGGGCGGUUGGCGGCGGAGUCGCUCACUGUUAUUCGGCAUCUUAUCCAACAGGAUCCCGAAGGCCAUGUCGGGACGGUUGUGCGACUGGCGAAGAACCUCGAUAGCGCAACGGAUCCACAGGCACGUGCGACUAUUAUCUGGCUUGUGGGGGAAUUUUCCGGUCUCCGCGGCGAAGACAAUAUCGCUGCAGAUGUCCUUAGGAUCCUACUAAAGGAUUUUGCGAAUGAGUCCGAGGCGGCAAAGCAACAAAUAGUGCUGCUAGCGGCGAAAGUAUACCUCCACCACAUCAACAGAGUUAGGGAAGAACAGGAGAAGAAAGGCGCUGAAUCCGAGGGAAAGAGUGAUGAGCUUCCAGGCGCGAAUCCCCCAGGUUCUCCCAGGGAUGAGGAUGAUCAAAUCGCUAAACUGUGGGAUUAUGUCCUGCUUCUAGUCCGGUACGAUACCUCUUACGAUCUGCGUGAUCGAGCGAGAAUGUACCGUGCUCUGCUCUCCGUCCCGCAGCUAGCUACCCUUAUGCUUCUCGCGCCGAAGCCCGCACCGCAGGCCCCGAGCCCAUCAGAAACGCGCAAAGGUUUCGUGCUUGGUUCAUCGGCAUUGGUUCUCGCGGGAGGCGGAGGAAUCCACGGACUCAAAGGAUACGCUCCCCUCCCCGAUUGGGUUAAGAGUGGCCAGGAGCCCGAUCCUAGGUUACGCGAUACCGAUGUGCCAGUUAGUGGAUACGGGGAAAGCAGCAGAGGGGCUAUUCCGGCGAGCCAGAGGUUGGACAGUAUGGCGUCGAAGAGUAGUGGUAUUUCGUCCUCGAUCAAGAAUGGCGAGGCAGUUGGAUCUAAGACUUUGGAUGAUUGGCUAGCGGAGGAUGAUGGGGAAGAAGAGGAAUCAGAAGGCGACAGCGAAGAAGAGGAGGAAGACGAAGAUGAAGAAGAGGACAGUGAAGAUGAGGAUGAGGAUGGAGAUGACGAGGAGGAGGAAGGCGAGUCCGAAGAGGAAUCAGAGGAAGAGGGUGAUGAAAACGAUAGACUGAUGAAGAUAUGA